CCAAAAAUUGCCUGAAUGGUCGCGUUGUCGGGAAGAUGGGCUUGAUAGGUAACAUCGUGGGCCUCCAGGAUAAAGGCAAGAUCGAUGUCGUGGUGGAUCGACCGUACUACAUGUCUGGGGAGCUCGUAAAGGGCAAGAUCCUUGUGGAAGUGACGUCACCGAUCCAAUGCAAUGCUGGGUGUGGUUAGAGGUCGUGCUGCUCGCGUCUGGCAAAGAAAAGGUCGAGUGGAAGGAGAAUGGCACAACCCACACGGGCUGCGUCGAGUUCUUCAAGAAAAAGAUUGUGCUCUACUGCGUUGAACGAGUGCUGCAACCGAGCACGUACGAGUUUGCCUUCGAGUACCAGCUCCCGGAAAACUUGCCUGGAAGUUUCGACGCAAAGAAGGACAGCGCAGGCAUUGUCGCCAAGAUAGAAUAUUCCAUGAGUGGCACCGUCAUAGUGGACGGUGUCUUUGCCCGCGACUUGAUGAAGAAAGCCAUCUUGGUGCUGUACACGAGCCGCGUCGGCCAACUCGCCCGGCCGAGCAUCGACACGUGUAGACGCAAGGUGACGUAUCUGUGUUUUGACCGCGGCACUUGUGCAUUCAAAGCAGCCGCGGACAAGACGCUCUACGACACUACUGACACCCCUAACAUCCAUGUCGACAUUCAAAACGGAUCGAGCGAAAACGUUCAGCGAAUUCAAUGCUGUCUCGUGCGCCGAGACGUACUAACGGCAUCGGACGGCGCGACCAAAACGUGCCAUACAACUUUGUGUGACGUUUCCUUUCCUGGUGUGCCAGCCCAUGCUGUCGUGGCCCAAGAUCUCCCGUUUGCCUUGACGACGAAAGAGCUGUCUCCAUCCACGAAAGGCUCACACAUUGAAGUUACCUAUGUCAUUCACGUUCUCUGCGACCUCCCUCGCACAUCGUCCGAUAUUUUGUUGGUGCUUCCUAUUGAAAUCUCAACUCCUACGCUCCGCGCGGCCCUGCCUUCCCCAUCAACGUCUACGCCGUCCACACAGCCGAGAACGUCGCCGUUGCCAUCAUCGUCAAAGCCUACAAUUGUCAUCCCUACCGACGGCACGACGGCCCAGACGCCGAUUGUGAUGCCCACGAAUUGUACGGUCCAUGAUCUGCCGGAAAGAGGUGCUACCGUUGUACCCCAAGCACCAACAGCAAGUUCGACGCCGCGAGCAACGCGCGCGUCGAUGGCGGUUAUCCAGCCGGCUCCCCCGCUGCAACCGCCUCUGCAGAGGCCUCCUGUGGUUGUGGCAGUGGCCCCCGCGACAAGUCCUGGCCAAAUGCAGCCAAUGCAAACGGUGCCAUAUUCACCCUCCAUGCAGCCGCAACAGUUCGGGAUGGCAGGGCAAGGUGGAAUGAUGUGUUUUCCCGCGACGUCGCCUCAAAUGAUGGCAAUGGUUGGUCACACAAUGCACAUGGUCAUGCAACAUCCGUCGACGAUGGUCCGACUUCCUGGCUACAUGGGGCAGCCACAGUUGUCCCCGACGCUGAGCCCCAUUCACCCACAGCAACCUGUCGCGAUGUGGCCAUCUGACAGCGGCAUCAACCUCGACAACGUGUCCGUGGACGGUGGCGGACCUGCCGACGUUCAUUUUGUCAACUGCACGCCGCUGCCUAUGGACUUGGUGUGGGUCGACACAGCUGGCUUGGAGCUCUUCUACGCACGGGUGAACCCGUCGGAGUCGUACAUGCAGCCAACUUUUACCAACCACAUGUGGAAGGUGGGUCAGUGUGGGCAGGCUAUCCUGACGUACCGGGUACGCGUGGGACGCCAGCGCGUCGAAGUCCUGGGACCAGGGCUUGCGAACUAUUGUUGAUCAAAAUUGCAAGUUUGUUACAAUUACCACCCACGACGAUGUGCCAUCAUUCAUUGAAGCGCCACAGAAGAUGGCUACGGCUCGUAGAGCCAUGUAAAUGGGGCUGCAUUCCGUUUUGGCCGACGUUUGAACACGCAUAUUGCUUUGGCAGGUCGUUCGAUAGGACGCGCGCACUCGAUUUGCACAACUGCCUGCCAACAAUCGAGAACUUGCUUGGUGGAUUAGCCAUGGCUCACGUCGCCCUUCCUGUCCAUUACAUGUUGGUCUUCAUCAUUGAUAUGCGGUGGACGAUACUACGAUGGCAAUGGGAUCGUGGUAGCCUUACUCUGCGCUUUUAAACACUUUGGCGCAGGCGUCGUAGCCAGUGACUGCCAUGAGCCUCGCUUCUCCGAAUUUUUCCCACUCAUUGGGGGACGGCG
Aphanomyces invadans is the source of this 2238-nucleotide messenger RNA. RefSeq lists its product as hypothetical. Gene Ontology annotation, biological process: protein transport. The coding region runs from base 167 to 1819 and encodes 550 amino acids. Gene Ontology annotation, cellular component: cytoplasm. The transcript is spliced from 4 exons. The record is from RefSeq and is a predicted model, not a curated record. NCBI's taxonomy places the organism in Eukaryota, Oomycota, Saprolegniomycetes, Saprolegniales, Verrucalvaceae.